Eutrema salsugineum is the source of this 551-nucleotide messenger RNA. RefSeq lists its product as uncharacterized. The record is from RefSeq and is a predicted model, not a curated record. The transcript has 4 exons. Bases 54 to 389 code for a protein of 111 amino acids. NCBI's taxonomy places the organism in Eukaryota, Viridiplantae, Streptophyta, Magnoliopsida, Brassicales, Brassicaceae.
AGAAUCUUCCUGUAGAAGUUUAGAGAAGGAAACAGUUAUACAGAAUCUCCGCCAUGGCGAGCCAAGACUCCACAAACUCUCCAGACUUGAUCGUCGGAUCUUACGUGAGCUUCACAUCGACGACGGGCGACGAGUUCUACGAAGGAACGGUCUACUUCUUCGACCCAGAGGAUGCUAGUUUCGGGAUCGACGAUGUAUCGCGCACCAAGGUUAUUGCUGGUUAUAAGCGUGUUGAAGGGUGUUACCAGUUUUUUCUGAAAGAUAUCAAGGACUUGAGGGUGAUUCGUGUGCCAAAGCCAAAACCUACCACCAACACUACUACUAAGGAUGAUGAGAAGACUACUCCCGGUGAAGCAUCAUCUUCCACUUCCACUUCAACUUCAAAGUGACUCUGUUUCGUUGCAAAUACAUAUCGAGUCAUGUUACUUCCCUAUACAUAUAUGGUCUCUCAUUCUCAUCUUUUGCUUCCUCUUGGCUACUUUGUUCUGUUCUGUACAGAGCAAUGUUCAUAACUAGACUCUUACUAGUUUCUCAAAUAUCUGUUGUUUUAG